Ostrinia furnacalis (Asian corn borer) is the source of this 875-nucleotide messenger RNA. RefSeq names its product RNA-binding protein 25-like. Lineage: Eukaryota; Metazoa; Arthropoda; Insecta; Lepidoptera; Crambidae. The annotation marks the transcript as partial. The transcript is spliced from 3 exons. The record is from RefSeq and is a predicted model, not a curated record.
UUCCAGAAACCCCAACAGACGAUUGCGACGACGGAAUAACAAAAUCUAUGUACGAAAUGUACUACAAAACCCCAAGAUUUUACCCCAAAUCACGCAACGUAGAAGACGAGCCCAGAUUUAGAAGGAAAAAGAAGAAAACUAGAAGAUACAGGCAGAAUUACGACUAUGAGGAAUCGACAGCUUCUCUAGAACUUACGACUAAAAGAACAAAGGGUAGACCGAGAAGAAGGGAGAAGUUUACCAGUGUGGAUAUGCCGUUCUUCUUAACUGAUAGGAAGAAGGCAGCAGAUGAUAGUGGAGAAGAAGUGAGAAGAGAAUUGGUUGAAGAGAUCAAUCAACCUAAGGAUGGUCAAAUCCCUCAUUCAACAAAUAUAAGGGAGAAGCGACGGAGGCCUCUCUCUCAGGAAUACGACGACUCAGAAUCUGAGGAAGAUGAGAAAGAGGUAGAAAACGACUACAAAGACUACGGGAAAAGGACAGAAAAUCGAAGGAAGAGGGACAUAAAGGAGGAUGAUGGAGCGGACCCUACCAACUCCAAGGAACAGGAGGUGGACAUGGAUUACGUGAUAACACUGCGCCCCACGCAGAUCCGAACCUUCGUGGUGUGGUUCCAUGAGAGCAGGAAAGCUUAUACCUGAUAGAUCCAGCUUGAGUAUUUCUAGAUCUGAUGAAUAACCAUAGUGAAACGAUUUCAAUACAGUAGAUGCGGGCUACUUUAGCUUCAGAGCAGGGUUUCUCAAACUUUCGGCUCCACGACCCCUUAACGACGACCUUUAACUCACACGACACGACUCUUUAACACUCUAAAGAAAAUAAUGAUGUUAACAGCGUUGUUGUGUUCCGGCAGUUAGAGGUAAGAUAGCCAGUUCUAUCGU